Messenger RNA from Cyprinodon tularosa, 1203 nucleotides. Its product is annotated as proline-rich protein HaeIII subfamily 1-like. The record is from RefSeq and is a predicted model, not a curated record. The transcript is spliced from 2 exons. Bases 1 to 1203 code for a protein of 400 amino acids. Lineage: Eukaryota; Metazoa; Chordata; Actinopteri; Cyprinodontiformes; Cyprinodontidae.
AUGCAGGAAAAGAAGUUCAAGAAGGUGGAACACAAAAUAUCUGAAGAACUGAUGAAGAAAACGUCUCCUGGGGCAGGAAGUCCCUCCGUCAGCCCUAAGACCUCCAGGAGGAACCAGGAAGUCCCUCCCUCAGUACAAAGACCACCAGGAGGAACCAGGAAGUGCCUCCCUCAGUCCAAAGACCACCAGGAAGUCCCCCCCCUCAGUCCAAAGACCACCAGGCGGAAGCAGGAAGUCCCCCCCUCAGUCCAAAGACCACCAGGAGGAACCAGGAAGUCCCCCCCUCAGUCCAAAGACCUCCAGGAGGAACCAGGAAGUCCCCCCCUCAGUCCAAAGACAUCCAGGAGGAACCAGGAAGUCCCUCCGUCAGCCCUAAGACCUCCAGGAGGAACCAGGAAGUGCCUCCCUCAGUCCAAAGACCUCCAGGAGGAACCAGGAAGUCCCCCCCUCAGUACAAAUACCACCGGGAGGAACCAGGAAGUCCCUCCGUCAGCCCUAAGACCUCCAGGAGGAACCAGGAAGUCCCUCUCUCAGUACAAAGACCACCAGGAGGAACCAGGAAGUGCCUCCCUCAGUCCAAAGACCACCAGGAGGAACCAUGAAGUCCCUCCCUCAGAUCAAAGACCUCCAGGGGGAACCAGGAAGUCCCCCCCUCAGUCCAAAGACCACCAGGAGGAACCAGGAAGUACCUCCCUCAGAUCAAAGACCUCCAGGGGGAACCAGGAAGUCCCCCCCCCCUCAGUCCAAAGACCACCAGGAGGAACCAGGAAGUCCCCCCCUGAACCUCCAGGAGGAACCAGGAAGUCCCCCCCUGAGUCCAAAGACCACCAGGAGGAACCAGGAAGUCCCCCACUGAGUCCAAAGACCUCCAGGAGGAACCAUGAAGUCCCCCCCUCAGAACAAAGACCUCCAGGAGGAACCAUGAAGUCCCCCCCUCAGAACAAAGACCUCCAGAAGGAACCAGGAAGUGCCUCCCUCAGAUCAAAGACCUCCAGGGGAACCAGGAAGUCCCCCCCUCAGUCCAAAGACCACCAGGAGGAACCAGGAAGUACCUCCCUCAGUACAAAUACCACCAGGAGGAACCAUGAAGUCCCCCCCUCAGAACAAAGACCUCCAGAAGGAACCAGGAAGUGCCCCCCUCAGAUCAAAGACCUCCAGGGGGAACCAGGAAGUCCCCCCCCUCAGUCCAAAGACCACCAGUAG